Messenger RNA from Prorocentrum cordatum, 1800 nucleotides. The record is from the annotation of a GenBank genome assembly. NCBI's taxonomy places the organism in Eukaryota, Dinophyceae, Prorocentrales, Prorocentraceae.
AUGAGCACCAGGACCACUUAUUGGCGAUCUUUGGCGAAUUGUGCUGCGACUUGUGACUCCCUGGACGGCUGUGUGCGGGCUGUGCAGAGCGCCAUCGACGAUGUUGCAGAUCACCUCGAAUCCUCCUCACGUCGUUCCGCCUGCCCCCACAGACUUGAUCAGGAAAAGUUUGUAGAAGUUGUUCGGGAGAGGAAGGGCCGACCGCCUCGAGAUCCUUGUCUUCCAUCGGCGCUUGCACUGCACUCUAAAAGGAAGGGUACCCAUAACAAGCGCACGCUGCUGAAGAUGAUCGAUCCACCACUUUGGGGAUCGGUCCCGCCAGUCGAACUCAGCAUCGGAGGUGUGGUGUCUGCUGAUCGGUACGCAUGGGCGGCUGAGCUUCGGCGCGUUGCGGAGGCGAAGUUUUCGUCCAGCGCGGACGAUCAAAGCCGGCUUCAGCAUAAGGUGGAACAUAGACGAGGUGUGGCGACCAGCGAGAAACAUGAUCGUCUUAGCAGGCCUCCUAGCCUAGAUGAUUUCGUCAAGAUGUUGACUUCAUUAUCGACCAAUUCCAGCCCAGGCCCAGACGGCAUACUACCCAAAGCUUGGAAGCUUGCGCCUGUGUGGCUUAAGCUCAGGAUAUUCCAUAUUUUUCGCCGACGUUGGUUUGAUGUCACUUGGCAUGAACAGGCUCCUGAUACUUGGGGUGAACAUGUGGUCAGAGGGAUCAUGGAGAACCGGUCUGCGGUCACAUUGGACGAUUUCAGAUGGAUUGGACUCAUGGACCACCUUUUCAAGCUCUAUGACGCGUGGUCUUUGGCAUCUGUUCCAACAACCAUGCCUCGACGGUUGAAGUCUUUCGCCUUCGGCUACCAGCGGAACCAAUCAGUAGAGGACAUGCUUGCUUUAUUGUUCGAGCUCGUAUGCUACGCCUUGCGCAGGAAAGGCGCCGAUCUAGCGAUAUAUUGUAUGGACGUGUUGACGGCGUACGAUUCUGUCCGUUUCUUGGAUGUGGUGGACGUUUAUCUUUCCAAGGGGGCCACUUAUUCGCAGGUCUUGAACAUGAUUCGGAACAUGCUUGGUUCUCAGGUCACGCUCGAUAUCCCUGGAGUAGCGCAGCACGGCCCUAUCAAUCAAACUCGGGCUCUCCGGACGGGUGGCAAGACUGACCCGGAGAAGUUUGUCAUGAUGAUGGACGAAGCUAUGUCGAAGUGCGCUUUGGAGUGGGACACCAUGGCCUACGGGUUCAGGCUGCUAGACUCCGGCCGGCAAUUGAUUGAGGCGAGUUGGGUGGAUAACGUUUUCUUGCUGGCUCGCUCCUGGGCCGAGGCGGACUUCAUGACACCAAUGCUUACGGACGUGCUGGCCAACCACUUCGGGUGGAAGUGGAAGCCCAAAUCUUUGGAAAUACUGGCGGUAGGGCUCACCCCGCUCCGUGCUUCCCGGGUCGUUCGUUCUUCCACGGCUGCCUUGACCUUCGCAGUGAAAGACCGGAUCGAAGUCCUCGGAGGCGUUUUUGCCAACGACCGCCCCCAGCAGGCUCUUCUGGAAUACCGUUUGGUCAAAGCCGACAAAAGUUUUUACGGGCAUUUGAAGCAUUUUCGAGGGAAUGCGCCAGUAUCUAUAAAGUUGCAAGUUUUUUCGUCGGUGCCUCGCUCAAUUGCUUCCUUCCUCCUCCGUUUCAUGCCUUGCAAGGCUUGCACUUUGAAGGAUAUCUGCACAUGGGAGCGGAAACAAUUCCGAACACUUUUUUUGCAUGCGGCCGAACCAGAGCCAAACCAGAAAAGAGUUUCUGAGCGCGACAGCUUUGAAGAUAUGUGA